CCUUCACUUAUUUGUUGCAUUAGCAAUAAUGUUUUCAUUUAGCACUGCUGUAAACAGCUUGGGUCAGAGUGGGCCACCUUGUCUGACCCGCCUGUCUAUCAGGAAAGCAUCUCCCGUAAAUUCCAGCCGGUUACAAGUUUUACUUUGGCCGUAUAUAUUUUUGAUUGUGUUUACAUCAUGCCGCCUCGUCGAAAGUGCUGGGUCUGGUACUCACAUUGGUAGUAAUAACAUUAUUAGCCCAGACUCACAUAUUGGGAACGAUUGUAAUAUUGGAAGCAACAAUAUAAUUUACAAAAAAUCGUAUAUUGGGAACGAUUGUACUAUUGGGAACAAUGUAGUUAUAGAAAAUUCGCAUAUUGGAGACGGUUGUAAAAUUGCGAAUAACGAAGUUAUCACAAAUUCGCAUAUUGGGAGCGCUUGUAAUAUUGCUAACAACGAGGCCAUCACAAAUUCGUAUAUUGGGAACGGUUGUAAUAUUGAAAACAAUGUGAUUAUCUCAAAUUCAAAUAUUGGGAACUAUUGUAGGAUUGGAAACAAUGUAAAUGUCGUGGGAAGCCGAAUUUUGAAUAAUGUUAAUAUUAUGGUCAAUAGCAAGGUUAUUAACUCCUUUGUAGGCGAUAACGUUGUCAUUCCUGUAAAUUCUAUAGUAGUAAAUCGCUCGCAAUAAUGCUGUGAGAUUUAAUCUUUAAUUUGUGAGGCCCUGGGCUAAUAAUAAUUAUUAUUUAAGAUAAAUAAGAAAGAAGGUAAGAAAAAUAGUUAUUUGAUCCCUGUUCCAUUAGUUUGGUUGUGGUGUUACAUAAAAAGACAAUUGCCGUUAAGUUUUUGUAGGAGUUAAGAUGUGUCAGU
Messenger RNA from Ostrinia furnacalis (Asian corn borer), 846 nucleotides. Its product is annotated as translation initiation factor eIF-2B subunit epsilon-like. The transcript has 3 exons. NCBI's taxonomy places the organism in Eukaryota, Metazoa, Arthropoda, Insecta, Lepidoptera, Crambidae. The record is from RefSeq and is a predicted model, not a curated record. Gene Ontology annotation, molecular function: guanyl-nucleotide exchange factor activity; translation initiation factor activity; translation initiation factor binding. Gene Ontology annotation, cellular component: eukaryotic translation initiation factor 2B complex. Bases 29 to 667 code for a protein of 212 amino acids.